CGGCUGCAUGCAGAGUCUGCGUUUAGGACAUAGAACAGCGAUACUCACAUUCAAUUCUCGAUGAGCUUUGCUAUGGAUUUACUCUUGUUGGCAACCAGCUGGGCUCACGUUCUUUUGGCACCAUACACGAAAGUCGAAGAAAGUUUCAACCUGCACGCAACCCAUGAUGUUCUUAUGUAUGGAGUUGGAAGAAAUAAUUUGCACAAGUUUGACCAUAAUACCUUUUCAGGUGCCGUACCACGGACAUUCAUAGGAAGCAUUCUACUUGCGUGGCUCACUUCACCUGUCGCCUAUGUGGCCAGUCAGUGGGGCCUGCUAAGCACAAAACUCGACCUUCAGCUAGCAGGUUUGAUUCUAUCUCAACACUCGGCUCACAACGUUUUGACCUUUCUCAUAGUGCGUUUGGUACUUGCUACGCUAAAUGCAACAGGUCUCAUGUUGGUACGACGGGCUGUAUGUAGACGAUUUGGUCGUCCAACUGGCCUCAUGUAUGUCCUCUUGAUGUGUUCGCAAUUCCAUCUGCCGUUUUGGAUGGGCAGAACAUUACCAAACAUGUUCGCAUUGUUCCCUGUCAACCUUGCAUUCUACGCGUUGUACGACAGAGCUCCGCAGUCUCAGUAUCCUGCAAGAAGGAGUGCCGAUGUUGCAUUUGCUUUACUAACGUUCACUGCCGUUGUGUUGCGCUCGGAAGUCGUGCUAUUACUAGCUCCUCUUGCCAUCCAAGCACUUCUUCUCCGGCGUAUCAGUUUUAUGAGAUUGAUUAAAAUUGGGUUUUUGUCUGGCAUGUUGUCCAUUGUUUUAAGCGUUACCGUCGACUCAUACAUGUGGAACCAGUGGCCGCUGUGGCCCGAGAUGUAUGGUGUAUAUUUCAAUGUAUAUCAAGGCAAGAGUUCUGAUUGGGGCACCUCACCUGUGCACGCGUAUUUCCUUUCACACCUUCCAAAGCUUCUUCUUGGAUCCUUACCAUUGGCUGUACUCGGAGCUAUGUCGGAUAACCGUGUCCGGGUCCUAAUGUACCCCCCAGUCCUCUUUAUUGCCCUCAUCAGUUGUUUGGGUCACAAAGAAUGGCGCUUCAUUAUCUACGUCGUUCCCCUAUUCAAUAUCGCCGCCGCUCGGGGUGCCUGGUGGAUGGUAUCUCGAAGGAAAGGUGGUCUUUUCGGAAGAAUGAUGUUUCUCGCAGCUAUGGGCAUCCUUGCUCUGAAUUGUGCCAUCACUAUCGUAUCGACAUGCGCGUCAAUGGCAAACUACCCUGGUGGUUCUGCACUCGUAACAUUCAAUGAUCAAUAUGCAGACCAGCAUGCUGUGCACGUUCACAUAUCUAACCUUGCAGCCCAGACUGGGGCCUCGCUUUUCCUCCAGAGUCAUUCACCACCAUAUAUCCCAUCCAUGAGCGCACCAGCAACAAAUGAUUGGGUCUACAACAAGACAGAAAGUCUCUCCCCACGCGAUCUUACAACGUCGAGCCCUCUCACUCAUCUCAUUGCCGAGUCUUCGGUAGAGUUCACCAGGACCGGUCGAUGGAAAUUAGUAGACAGCGUGCAGGGGUUCUCAAGAUGGCAGUGGAAUCUCCCAAGGGGCGGCAUCGCCAAGGUUCUGGAAGUUCCCCUUCAUCAGUGGUUAAGCGUGUUGGAGAUGGAGACGAACGACCAGCUUUAUAUACUAGAGAGAGUGAAGUGAUAUCUUCUGUACCUUGCUAUCCUUGAAGCUUGAUUGACACAUACUUGAGUAAUGUGUGGAAACGAAUUACCUUAUUUGUUACCGGGUGCCGUGCAAUGAUCCCUUCACAAUUAAAUGUAUCACUGAUACUCCGGGUAUGUACUAGGUGAGCGUUCUCGGGGCCCAUCAAUCACAAGUGUUGCACGCGCCAAAAGUACUGGACUGGACUCUCAGGCUGCUUCUUAUCGUGUGAACAUGACGUUAUGUAUUUUUACCUAUACUUGUAGAAUGUGCGGAGACUGUAUGUACUAUGUAGAGGUUUAACUCAUAAUGCGUUGAUGCACAGACCAUAUGCAUGAUCAUUAAUUCA
Molecule: messenger RNA, 2026 nt
Organism: Suillus plorans
Lineage: Eukaryota; Fungi; Basidiomycota; Agaricomycetes; Boletales; Suillaceae
Product: glycosyltransferase family 22 protein
Exons: 8
Coding region: 61-1677 (538 amino acids)
Biological process (GO): protein N-linked glycosylation
Cellular component (GO): endoplasmic reticulum membrane
Molecular function (GO): alpha-1,6-mannosyltransferase activity
Source: RefSeq, a predicted model, not a curated record